Manacus vitellinus (golden-collared manakin) is the source of this 4804-nucleotide messenger RNA. RefSeq names its product discoidin, CUB and LCCL domain containing 2 (gene DCBLD2). Bases 1 to 2934 code for a protein of 977 amino acids. The record is from RefSeq and is a predicted model, not a curated record. NCBI's taxonomy places the organism in Eukaryota, Metazoa, Chordata, Aves, Passeriformes, Pipridae. The transcript is spliced from 17 exons.
AUGGGGCCUGUAAUAGCUGAAAGGCUGAUCUUUGGAACCUGUGGAGUCCAAAGUCCCUUCUCCUUUGUGGGGCUGACUCCCAGGGAGUUUGGGGCCGUGAACCCCGCGCAGGCCGCCCGGCAGGGCGCGGCUCGGGGGCCCCUCGCUCGGCGGGGCCGCGGGCGGAGGCGCCGCGGUCCCGGGCUCCCGCGGCCGCCCGGGGCCGGCAGUCGGGAGGCGGGGGGGCGGCAGGAAUGCGGGGCAGCCCCCGCCGCGCCCCCGGAAGCGUUGGGCGGCCGCGGGCUGGCGGGCGCGCAGGGCAGGGCAAGGGCAGAGACGCGGCCCGGCGCGGCGCCCCGCAGCCCGCGAUGCCCUCGGAGCGCCGGCGCGCUGCCCACGCCGCGGGCAAUGGUGAGCACGGGCGGCCGCUCCCCGCGGGACCCGCCGGGCGGCCUCGCUGGCUCCGCCCACAGGCCUCCUACUCCUGCUGCUGCUGCUGCGAGGCACCGGGGCCGCAGAAAAGGUGGGGCAGAGCGGGCGGCGACCCCGCUGCCGGGGCUGCGCCAGGACAACCCUCCGGGGCUCUGCUGCUGCGAGGGGCAGCCCCCGCCGCUGGGGGAGGUGGCGGCGGGAGGGCUUCGCCCCGGCGAGGUACGCCCGGGGGGACUCGGGAGGGAGCCGGGGCUGUGGAGGCAGUUCGGGGGCACAGGGCACGCCGGGGGCGGAGGGCGCCGUGGGAUUUGCCCUCCUGGACAACAUCCCGUGGGGGGGCAGCUGCCCGAGGCGCCGGGGUUUGUCCUCCUUCAGACUCCGUGUGAAGUGGUUGGUGUGAGCGAGGAGGCGGAUGAAGGGGAGAUUCUGCUUGCUGUGAAAAUGAGCUUACACGCGCCCAAGAGUGAUGGAUGUGGACACACUGUUCUGGGCCCUGAAAGUGGAACUCUUGCUUCCAUAAACUACCCACGGACAUCUCCCAACAGCACAGUUUGUGAAUGGGAAAUUCGGGUAAAGCCUGGGCAGCGAGUUCAGCUCAAAUUCGGCGAUUUUGAUAUUGAUGACUCAGAUUCUUGUCAUUCCAGUUACCUAAGAGUUCACAAUGGAAUUGGCCCCAACAGGACAGAGAUAGGAAAAUACUGUGGGUUUGACUUUCAAAUGGAUGGUUUAAUUACUUCAAAAAGUAACGAGGUCACAGUACAGUUCAUGAGCGGGAUUCACGCUUCUGGACGUGGAUUUCUUGCAGCUUAUUCAACCACUGACAAAUCAGACUUAAUUACCUGUUUAGACAAUGCAAGUCACUUUUCCGAACCAGAAUUCAAUAAGUAUUGUCCAGCUGGAUGUGUGAUCCCUUUUGCUGAUAUUUCAGGCACUAUUCCCCAUGGAUACCGAGAUUCGUCAUCACUUUGUAUGGCUGGUGUUCACGCAGGCGUUGUGUCAAAUACUCUGGGUGGCCAAAUUAACGUUGUGAUCAGCAAGGGCAUUCCCUACUAUGAAGGCUCCUUGGCUAACAACGUCACCUCAAAGGUGGGACCUUUAUCUACAAGUCUCUUCACCUUUAAGACAAGUGGUUGUUAUGGGACACUGGGGAUGGAAUCUGGGGUAAUUCCUGAUUCCCAGAUCACUUCAUCGUCUGUUCUUGAGUGGCCUAACCAAACAGGACAAGUAAACAUUUGGAAACCUGAAAAUGCCAGACUAAAAAGGGUUGGUCCUCCUUGGGCUGCUCUUAUCAGUGAUGAACAUCAGUGGUUGCAGAUUGAUUUGAAUAAAGAAAAGAAAAUAACAGGCAUUAUAACUACUGGAUCAACUUUAGCAGAGUACUACUAUUAUGUCUCAGCCUACAGAAUUUUAUACAGUGAUGAUGCACAGAAGUGGACAGUGUACAGAGAACCUGGCAUGGAUAAAGAUAAGGUAUUUCAAGGGAAUACUGAAUUGUACCAGGAAGUUCGCAAUAAUUUCAUUCCGCCUAUUAUUGCACGCUUUUUUAGGAUUAACCCCUUAAAAUGGCACCAGAAAAUUGCAAUGAAAGUAGAACUGCUAGGAUGUCAGUUUAGCAUAGGUCGUGCUCCUAAAAUCACCUUGCCACCACCACCACCACCACCUCAGAACAAGAAUGAUGAGAAGAAUGCUGACUUCAUUGAUGACUUCAUUCAUUCAGUGAAGACUUCAUUGCAGACAGAUAAAACAACUUUCACACCUGAAAUAAAGAACACUACAGUGACUCCAAGUGUAACCAAAGAUGUGGCAUUGGCAGCAGUUCUGGUUCCAGUGCUGGUGAUGGUCUUCACUACUCUGAUUCUUAUCUCAGUUUGUGCAUGGCAUUGGAGAAACCGCAAGAAAAAAACUGAGGGCACAUAUGAUCUACCUUACUGGGAUCGUGCAGGAUGGUGGAAAGGAAUGAAACAGUUCCUCCCGACCAAAUCAGCAGAACAUGAAGAAACUCCUGUACGCUACAGCAGCAGUGAAAUUAGUCACCUGAGACCAAGAGAAGUCCCAACAAUGUUGCAAACAGAGUCUGCAGAAUAUGCUCAGCCCCUGGUAGGGGGAAUUGUCGGCACACUUCAUCAGAGAUCAACCUUCAAACCAGAGGAAGGAAAAGAAGCAAGUUAUGCUGAUCUGGACCCUUACAAUUCACCCAUACAAGAAGUUUACCACGCCUACGCCGAACCACUGCCUAUAACUGGACCAGAGUACGCAACUCCCAUAAUCAUGGACAUGUCCAGCCAUCCCAGCACACCUCUUGGCAUUCCUUCCAUUUCCACCUUCAAAGCUGCAGGGAAUCAAGCUCCUCCACUGGUUGGAGCUUGCAGUAAACUGUUAUCUAGGACAGACAGUGCCUCAUCAGCACAGGCACUGUACGACAUACCAAAGGGGCAGCCGGGGCCGGGCAGCACCGACGAACUGGUGUACCAGGUACCGCAGAGCGUGGCCCAUCCCACUGGGAGCAAGGAUGAACUCAGUUAGCUCACGAGUAAGACAGAAUGAUGGCUUGUUUUUAAAAGCCAGUUCCAUAAAGCUGACAGUUCCAUUUUUUUUUUUUAAUUCCAUUGUUUUGAUAUUGUUAGUCUUAAAUAAUACAAUGUUGAACCAAAAGAUGUGGUAUUGGAGGUCUGGGAAGACAGAAAUUCUGCCUUUCCUAAAGCUGUACGUACAAUUAACAGCUUGUCUCCUGCAAAACCGUGGACUUUUUUAUUACUACUGUACAAUUGUCUGUCAGACAUGAGAGAAGAACUCUUCAUGAUUAGCUUCAGUAAUUCAUAGAUGUGAAUGAUAAAUGGGGAGAAACAAUUUAAAGUACUAAAGCCAGUUCUUUCUUCCUAAUGGUACUAUUUCUUGGGGGGAAAAAAUCCCACCCCAAACCCCAAAGCUCCUAACUUUCUAAGAUCUAUAUGUAGGCACUGCAGCUUCUAAAAUCCCUUUUUUCAUAUCAAAUGUCUGCACAAUUUUGGACUUUACCAACUACUGUCAUGACUGAUGGCAAAAAUACUAUUAACUUUAAGACAUAAAAUAUUUUUGUUUCUGAAUUACAUUAUUGCAGCUUGUGUUCACAGGAUGAGGAAUCAUCAGUUGUCUGUUCCUCUGAAGGUUCCUGUCUUUGGUUAGCCUUCCAAAACUAGAAGCUGCUGUCUCUGUGUCUUUCUGUUUCGUCUCCUUAAGCCACUCAGUCUUGUUCCUUCCUAGGGAUCCAGGAGGCACAAAUUCACACAAGGAAACUACAUGCCAACUGCUUUUUCAUUUUUCCCUCCUGAGUGAAGGCUACUCUGAAUAGCAUCUGCCUCCAAGUCAGACUUCCCUAAUGGUCAGUGUGCAGGAAGCAUCCAGGUGUUGGAGGUGACUGAAUUCAGAAAGGCCCUGCCCUGCCCUCCCCCAAAGUGUCUAUUGUUGUGUGUUCAGGUGUGAGCUUAUACAAAGAAAGAUCUGUAUAUACUUCUGUGAGUGCUUAAGGAAGCACACAAAUAUUCUAAUGGUGCACAGUUUGUGUUACACAUGCAUUUAGCACAUAUGGUACGUUUUAGCACAACUGACAAACUUUAGCCUUACUGUUUUUCUUGUGAUUGUUCUUACUAAAAGUAUACAGGAUUCCAAAACCUUUGCAAAAGAACCAGUACUGUUCCAAAGAGUGUCCAUUUCAGACUUAUUUAAUGGAAUUUGUAUCCUUUGAAUGUUCCAGUGUUCUCUACUAUAAAAAUACUGCAGUAAGUCUUCUACUGAAGUAAUGUAGACUAGUUUUAGCUAGGUAAUCACAAAAUGAAAACAGUUUGAAUACCAUGUUUGCCAUUUUUUAUCUUGUUAAAAAAGAAAAAGCACAGCUUUCUUACCUAAGUAGUAGGGGGGCAAAAAAACCCCACAAUAAAAAUUCUUUAUUUUUUUCCUAACAGCAGUGUUGGGAGGAUGCUGAAUUAAUUCAUACAUGUGAGACCCCCUACCUAGACAGUAGCCCACUUUUAUGGACUUCAGUGGUUGUGAUGUAAUUCAAAGCCUUGUUUACUACCCAGGUCCUUAAAUAAGGUGGAGAACAUUAAAUCAAAAGUAAAAUACUGUUCAAAGAGUGGCUGCCACCAUGCCUUAAUACCCAGUAUGGUAUCCUCACUUACCACUUGAAAAGUUGUUUGCAGAGGGGCUGUAUAUAAACUCUGUAACAAAAAUUGCUUGUGGCCUGUUCAACAUCUAAAAUGUUAUUAUGUAGAAACACAGAAUGGUCUGGGUUGGAAGGGACCUUAAAGAUCAUCUCAUUCCAACGCCCCUGCCCUGGGCACCUCCCACUAGACCAGGUUGCUCAAGCCCCAUCCAACGCGGCCUUAAACACUUACAGGGAUGGGGCAGCCACAACUUC